CCCGCUAUCCCGCACCCUCCUUUCCUAAUCUCGGGAGGCAUCUUGCGACUGAACUGGAGAAUUCCGGGAUCUAGGCCAUACUCCUUCGCAGACAACCAGCCCAUCCUUGCGAGGAGGCACCGGAGAGCGCCUAAGGAAGAACGGGGGGGUGGGGGGAGGCAAGGUCAGUCCAGGAGGCCCAAGGACAGACAGGCUAUGGGGGGACUGGGACCAAGGGGGGGAAAGCGAAGGAGCUGCAGCCAGGGCCAGAGGAAGAGGGGGGCCAGCACGGAGGUAUUUGCGGGGGAGGUUCAGCAGCUGUCUUUCCUAAGACAGGGACACAUGGGCCUGGUUAUGGCUCUUGUCACAUGGAAAGUGGUUAGAAUGGAAGAGGGCAGGAGACAGGGCAGGCCGGCGCAGAGGUAAGCAGGGGUAGCGGUCCCCAGCCCCCAGGGCCGCAGCAGAAGAGCUCAGGUUAACUCAGCCCACGCCUGCAUCCUCCGUGCCCUCAAACUAUCUGCGCCUUUCCCCGUGACAGGAUCCCGGACCAGGUCUUUCUCUGACACAGGCAACAGCGGGUUUCCACUUGGAAGGGGGAAAUGACAGGAAAGGGACUCCCUGAGAGAGCACCAGAAAUUAAGAGUCUCCUUGGAUUUCUGCAACAGGUGUGGUGUCCAGGUCAAAGAAAUGUGGAUAGCCAGGAACUGAAAAAUCCCACCAAUCUAACCUAGGACCUCUGUGUCUCUUCCCCCAAGAACGAACAUGCCUUGCCAGAUUUCUCCUGUGAUUCUCUCCCAACUGUCCUCCAGCUAGGUCCCAGGUUCCCAUCUCCCAGACAGAGAUAGACUCCUAGGUAAAUCCUGCCCGUGGUGUGCAUGGGUGGAGGACCAGGGCUCUGUUAGUGGACCAUGGUCCAGCACCGGUAGGAAACAUCGUCACUUCCGGGGGCCUUCGCCAGUGUCUAGUGGCUCUCUGCUCUCUGAUUGGGCAAAAGUGGCCUGGGCAGGCGUCUGUUCCCACUGCAGUGGAGGGGCUGCGCCCCAACGCAUGUCUUCCUACUCAUCUGCCCCCCCCCCCCGAGUGCUGGCCUGCUGCGCACCUGGGCGCCGGAGCCCUUCUCCCCGGGAUAGACUCCAGACCCUCUUCCCCGGCCCACCUGUGCCCACCCUACUCUUCCCGGAAGCCCAAGGGCCGAGCCGCCUCCAUGGCCCCAGGAAGGACUCAGGGGAGAGGCCCCACCCAGGGAGCCGCUGCAGACAGACAUCCUGGCCAGAAUGGAGCUGACUGAAUUGCUCCUCGUGGUCAUGCUUCUCCUCACCGCCAGACUAACUCUAUCCAGCCCAGCUCCUCCCGCCUGUGAUCCCCGACUUCUAAACAAACUGCUCCGAGACUCCUACGCCCUUCACGGCAAACUGAGCCAGUGCCCAGACGUCCGUCCCUUGUCCACACCUGUCCUGUUGCCUGCUGUGGACUUUAGCCUGGGAGAAUGGAAAACCCAGAUGGAGCAGAGCAAGGCACAGGACAUUCUGGGAGCAGUGACCCUUCUGCUGGAGGGGGUGAUGGCAGCCCGUGGACAACUUGGUCCCACGUGUCUCUCGUCUCUCCUGGGACAGCUUUCUGGACAAGUCCGUCUCCUCCUCGGGGCCCUGCAAGGCCUCGUCGGGACCCAGGCUCCUCCCCAGGGCAGGACGGCCGCUCACGAGGACCCCGGCGCCAUCUUCCUGAGCUUCCAGCAGCUGCUGCGGGGCAAGGUGCGCUUCCUGCUGCUGCUCGCAGGGCCGACCCUCUGCGCCUCGCCACCCCCCGCGCCCCACACGCUCCCCAACAGGACGCUGGGGGCGCUGGAGACGGCCGUCCGUGCCUCUGCCAGAACCACUGGCUCCGGACUGCUGAACCAAACCUCCAGGGCCCCACAUCGGACCCCGAACAGGACGCACGGGCCUCUGCACGGAACUCGGGGACCCCCGCCCGCAGCCUCCGCCCGGCCCCCCGGAGCUCGGGACACAGGCUCCCUGUCCCCCAGCCUCCAGACUGAGCACCCUGCGGGGCAGCAUGCUCUCCUCUCUCCCUCGCCCACCCCAGCUUCGCCCCCGCUCCACCCCGUGGCUCCUGACCCUCCCGCGCUCCCCCCCAGCUCCCCCAGCCCUCUCCCCCUGUCGGCCCACCCUCACCCCCAGAACCGCUCACGGGAAGGAUGA
This is a messenger RNA of Perognathus longimembris pacificus (Pacific pocket mouse), 2177 nucleotides long. RefSeq names its product thrombopoietin (gene Thpo). The record is from RefSeq and is a predicted model, not a curated record. The transcript has 6 exons. The coding region runs from base 1254 to 2177 and encodes 307 amino acids. Gene Ontology annotation, cellular component: extracellular region. Gene Ontology annotation, molecular function: cytokine activity; hormone activity. NCBI's taxonomy places the organism in Eukaryota, Metazoa, Chordata, Mammalia, Rodentia, Heteromyidae. Gene Ontology annotation, biological process: cell population proliferation; positive regulation of ERK1 and ERK2 cascade; positive regulation of hematopoietic stem cell proliferation.